AUGAACUUAAUAAGGCAUGCUGCUUUUGCUGGAAGCUUUCAGGGACAAACAGGUUGUACCUCACAUGCAUCAGCUAGGCAGUUCAGCACAGGACUUGCUCCUCUGCCAGAUUCACCUGAAGAAGCUGGGUUUAAGGGGCACUCCAUGUUGUCACCAUUCACUGCCGGAUGGCAGGCCAAAGACCACCCCUUCAUUAUUGAGAGAUCGGAGGGUUCUUAUGUUUAUGACAGCAAGGGGAACAAGUACUUGGAUGCACUUGCAGGAUUGUGGUGUACAGCCUUAGGUGGCAGUGAGCCUCGGUUAGUUAAAGCAGCAACCGACCAAUUAAACAAGUUGCCAUUCUACCACUCUUUUUGGAACAGUACAACCAAGCCACCAUUGGAUCUUGCAAAGGAGCUUAUCGGCAUGUUCACUGCCAGGGAAAUGGGAAAAGUGUUCUUUACAAACAGCGGUUCAGAAGCAAAUGACUCUCAGGUCAAACUAGUAUGGUACUAUAACAAUGCAUUGGGGAGACCAAACAAGAAAAAAAUCAUCGCGCGAUCAAAGGCGUACCAUGGAUCAACAUUAAUAUCAGCUAGUCUGUCUGGCCUUCCUAUUAUGCAUCAAAAGUUUGAUCUACCAGCACCUCUUGUUCUGCACUCAGACUGUCCUCACUACUGGCGCUGCCAUCUUCCUGGUGAGGCAGAAGAAGAGUUUGCAACCAGACUUGCCGAUAAUUUAGAGAAUCUUAUUCUCAAAGAAGGACCAGAAACAGUUGCUGCUUUCAUUGCUGAACCUGUAAUGGCUGCUGGAGGUAUCAUCCCUCCUCCGAAGACAUAUUUUGAGAAGAUUCAAGCGGUACUUAAGAAGUACGAUGUCCUUUUCAUAGCAGAUGAGGUCGUUACUGGAUUUGGACGGCUGGGAACCAUGUUUGGGUCUGAUAUGUACAACAUCAAACCAGAUCUUGUCUCCUUGGCCAAGGCUCUCUCAUCUGCCUAUGUCCCAAUCGGAGCAACUCUCAUUAGCCCAGAAAUAUCUGAUGUGAUUCAUUCUGAGAGCAAUAAGAUUGGCGGUUUUGCUCAUGGCUUUACAUACUCUGGCCAUCCAGUUUCUUGUGCUGUUGCCCUAGAAGCUCUGAAAAUUUACCGGGAAAGGAAUAUCCCUGAUCAUGUCAAGCAAAUUUCUCCAAGGUUCCAGGAGGGAAUCAAGGCCUUUGCAGGAAGUCCAAUUAUUGGAGAGACACGUGGUGUAGGGUUGUUGCUAGCGACUGAAUUCGCUAACAACAAAUCGCCAAAUGAUCCAUUCCCUAUUGAGUGGGGAGUUGGACAAAUCUUUGGAGAAGAGUGUAAGAAGCGUGGCAUGCUAGUUAAGGUUGCUGGAGAUGUGAUUGGCAUGUCCCCACCACUUAUAAUGACCCAUGGAGAAGUUGAUGGACUCGUGAGCAUAUAUGGGGAAGCUUUAAAGGCCACAGAGGAAAGAGUAGCAGAGCUGAGAUCCAAGAAAACUAGGUAGAGGCAUCUGUUGUAAGCAUAAUGAUGGCAAUAUUACCAGCAAUUAUCUAAGCUGGUGAACAUGAUAAUUCUGUGUUGCUUUAAAUUCUAAUAAUUUAUGGUCAAACAAUUCUACAGUGUUCUAUGAAUAAAUAUUUUUGCA
This is a messenger RNA of Oryza brachyantha (malo sina), 1632 nucleotides long. Its product is annotated as probable gamma-aminobutyrate transaminase 2, mitochondrial. Bases 1 to 1491 code for a protein of 496 amino acids. The record is from RefSeq and is a predicted model, not a curated record. The transcript has 18 exons. NCBI's taxonomy places the organism in Eukaryota, Viridiplantae, Streptophyta, Magnoliopsida, Poales, Poaceae. Gene Ontology annotation, biological process: biotin biosynthetic process. Gene Ontology annotation, molecular function: pyridoxal phosphate binding; S-adenosyl-L-methionine:8-amino-7-oxononanoate transaminase activity.